AUGAAUGGUUUUGAGAGGCUCGAAGAAACAUCGCUCCCGCCGAAGGAGAAAUUUUUCAGCGAAAACAUCAGCGACACGGAUUAUGAAAGUGCCUUGAACGUAUGGAAUACCUUCAACAUGAAAACCAUGAGGAACUAUCACGAUGUGUACCUGAUAACGGACAUCUUCCUCCUCACAGACGUGAUGGAAAACUUUAGAAAGGUUUGCAAGACCAACUACGGGUUGGAUCCAAUGUGGUACUACACAGCACCCGGGUUGGCAUGGGACGCUGCGCUGAAGUUGACCGGUGUGGAGCUGGACCUUAUAUCCGAUCCGGAUAUGUACCUAUUUAUCGAAAAGGGUUUUCGAGGCGGAAUGAGCACCAUUACCAAAAGGUAUGCCAGUGCAGAUAAUAAGCAUAUUGAACUUUCCAAGAACCUAACCCGGUUGGAAAGGUUUAAAAAGUGA
Molecule: messenger RNA, 447 nt
Organism: Paramuricea clavata
Lineage: Eukaryota; Metazoa; Cnidaria; Anthozoa; Malacalcyonacea; Plexauridae
Source: the annotation of a GenBank genome assembly